Penaeus vannamei (Pacific white shrimp) is the source of this 1092-nucleotide messenger RNA. The record is from RefSeq and is a predicted model, not a curated record. NCBI's taxonomy places the organism in Eukaryota, Metazoa, Arthropoda, Malacostraca, Decapoda, Penaeidae.
CUCCUCUCAAGUCAUAGCACAAGUGUAUACAUAUUCCUCUUUUGAAAAUGGCGCCCAUUCAGAUGGAAAAGUCCUACGACGUGACAGUCUCCUCCACGCCCGCGGAAAAGUGCUCGCGGCAGGCAAGGUCAAGCAGCAGGGCGUGGGGUGUGUUCCUUCCCAUCAGUCGCAGAGGAAGCUUCUUCCAAGACGCGUUUUUUCUCGGACACACACAAGGACUUUGACUCCUCCGUCAGGGAGGUGUUGGCCAGAUGGAGUGGCGACGAUUUCCAAGCGAAAGACUUCCGCCGGGAGGAUAUUAUGGACCGAUACAGACAGCUUCGAUCUCUCAACCUCAAGGAAGAGAACCAGGCUGUCACAGUCACAUCUGACAAUACAUGUCACAAGAUUGUGCUGGACGUGCAUGACUUUCUGGAAGGAGAUGUGAGAGUGAAGGUGUUGGACGAGGAGGAGCUGUUGGUGGAAGGACACGUGGAGAGGAAGGAGGAAGGAAGCCUGUCCGUCUCGUCACACUCCUUCAGACGCUACUUCUCUUUGCCUCGACACACAGACAUGGCAGCGAUCACGUCCGUCUUGUCCACAGAUGGAAUCCUCACAAUCACUGCGCCAAAAAUGAAAUCGGAAACUACAAAGGAAAAUAUCAUCACUCAGACUUCCACUUUGAAUAACUGUGAGAAAGUCAGCCAAACUCGAACACAAAUGGCAUCAAACGACGAAUCGGAAACUACACAGUCAAGUCUUAGCACAGACUUAGAACACUCGUCUUCUGCACGAAAAGAAACCUGUUCAUGCCAUUUUGGACCAAAGGAACAGCUGAUUCCUAGACUUCACCGCGGUUCGAGGGACACUCUCUUGCCCAUCACUCGAAGGGGAGACUUCUUCCAGGACUCAUUCUUCUCCGGUAUACACCGCAAUUUCGACGCCUCCAUCAGGAAGGUCCUCAACGGCUGGAAUGACGCCGACCUCCAGCUGGCGGACUUCUGGGACGAGACGACUUCCACCGCAGCGACAGACUGGGCCGCUACAGACAGCUGCGAUCGCGGAACCUGUGGAGUGACAACCAGGCCGUUACAGUCACUUCGGAUAUAUUAG